This is a messenger RNA of Pseudozyma hubeiensis SY62, 1920 nucleotides long. RefSeq lists its product as hypothetical. The transcript has a single exon. Gene Ontology annotation, biological process: carbohydrate phosphorylation; N-glycan processing to lysosome. The record is from RefSeq and is a predicted model, not a curated record. Gene Ontology annotation, cellular component: Golgi apparatus. Gene Ontology annotation, molecular function: UDP-N-acetylglucosamine-lysosomal-enzyme N-acetylglucosaminephosphotransferase activity. The coding region runs from base 1 to 1920 and encodes 639 amino acids. NCBI's taxonomy places the organism in Eukaryota, Fungi, Basidiomycota, Ustilaginomycetes, Ustilaginales, Ustilaginaceae.
AUGUCUUCUGCCAGCUCCCUCCCAGCCCCCUCUAGGGGCGCACGCAUUCUCCGGACGAGAUUGGUGCUGUUGGGCCUUCCUGGCUUCAUCGCUCUGGUCUUGCUCACAAAUGCAUUCUACAGACGCGACGUCUCGUCGCAGCCCAUCAAUGACAGCGCGGCAUUAGCGUCAGAUGCGGCUCAGGAGGACCUACGUCGUGACGAGUGCUGGGCGCAGUGGUUCAGAGCAGGCACCAUUUGCAAGCACCCGCCUCGAGCAUGGUCACGGCAGGACAAGCUCGAUCUGAUAUGGGUCUGGAGCAACUCCAGCUUGCGCCCGCACGGCGACGAUGCAUCAUCGGACCUGCUCAGAUAUUCUUGGAGAUCAGCUCAGCAGCACAUGCAGUCUGGCUUUGGUACCGUCACACUGCUCACACCCGAUGCUGACGUUGGCGCCGCAGCAGCAGCUGCUGCUGCCGAAAGUGGCGCAUGCACCAACGCCUACCAAGACGAUCGAAGAGCCAUGUACUCUGGCCAACGUCCCUGCUGGCUUGCACCAUCAGAUCCAGUCUAUCGACCUCCCUCACUACUUCAUCACCGUCAAGUCGCAUGCUCCGAGGGCAGCGAUCUGUCCAGCGACGCUUGCUCGAGCGCCUCCAUCGUCGGUGCAUCGGCAGCGGCGUCCACCUCCAUGCUGCUUGCUGCGCAGGCACCGCAGCUCUCCGACGUCCGCCUCGUCACAGCAUCGCAUCACAUCUUUGCCGAGCCUGUCUCUUCUGCCGACUUUUGGAACCCUUUGUACGGUCUCACCUUUCGCAUCAGCGCCGAUGCGUCACAGGUAGGCGACAUGGCGUCCGCUCCCGUCGCUGGGACCGACGACGUUCCAAUCUUUCGUGCCAACACCCUUCUCGAUCACAGAUUCGGCGCACGCAGUCGUAGGAAGCUUGUCGAUCUUCCUCUGUCCAUUUCGAAGCCUGUGCUCUUGGAGCUUCAGCAAAUCUGGCCCAAAGAGCUCAGCUCGAUCCAGCCAACCGUCGAUCUGGCCUCGUUGCACGCCCACUACACGAUCGAAAGGUUCCGCGAGGCUCUCCUCUGGUCGUUCCUCGUGGCGAAACAUGACAUCGACGGCGAUGGCGUCUACUCGGCUCAGGAAGCCUCGGCCUUGCUCCACGAUCUAGGGCUCAAGGAUCUCAGCAAACCCACUUUUCCACCCGUAUACACCCCAGUGCGAACUACCAACGACGAAUCGACCGUGGCCAAGAACUUGGAACGCGCCGGUCUCUACGUCCGUCGUUCGCACCAAUCUAUGCAGAGCUCCAUGGACGGUAGCGCAAUGUACAGACCCCGCGUAUCAGACGAGGAACAGGGUUCAGCACUAUGUCAGGUUCAUUCGGAUUGCGUUGCGCCGCUGCUUCAGUCGACUUCCAGCAAAGUCAGGCCGAGCGUAUCGGAACUCUUCGGGCACAUAGUCCAACAGAAAACGGCGUGUGGAGACUGCAUGCUGCUGCAUCUUGUAGGGCAGUCUGGGAAGCAAGGUCUAUCCGCCUUCUUGCCACCACCGGAUCUAGUCAUGCCGUCUCUUACCACUUUGCCGCUGACGUCGACGUUCAAGGACUCUGACUUCUCCAUCAAGCCUUUCUCGGCUGGGAAAGAAGCCAAGCGCCUGGACGUCGUGACGGCUCUGUUGGCUCGCUAUGCACACUCGGUGAUUUUGAUAGAGCCUCACAUCACGCCUACCAUGGCGAAUCGCUCAGCCACCGCACUCGACCUCACGUAUCUGGAGUUAUCCUCGUCAUCCGCGGUCUCGUUCAAGCAGCACGGUCCGCCCUCGGACCCACACCAUGACGAGGAUCCCUGGAUCUGGACGAGAUACGUACGCGCUUGGCUUGGCACCAGGUUCCCCUUUGCUAUGCGCUUCGAGUCACCCACUACCGAGCUAUGA